GGUCGACACAUUCUCUCGAGUCAAACUGAAGCACUCACUCUAUUCGUAAAACCAGAACAAAUUCAAAUUGUAAAUUUUUCUCUGUCACUUUACAAGUUUUUUCUUUUUUUUAAGUUACAUUUCGAUAAAAUUGCGUUGAAAAGUAUAUUCAAACCGAACCAGCAAUACGCACAAAGCAAGAAAGCGUUGUUUCGCGUAUCAAGCUAGAUUGCUAAAUCAUAUUCUAGCAUCGAAGCAAGACCCAUUUGUUAGUACGAUUUUCGGGAGAAUAUAAUAUAUAACACAUAUUAUCAGGAUGUCUGACAACUCGGCCGUGAGCUGUGUGCUCAAUGUUGUUCUCUGCGGAGCCGCUGGCUUUGGCUUCUACAAGAUUGGACCCAGUGAACAUCCUUACGCCUUUACAGCCUGUGUUUUCGGUUUCUGUCAUGGACUCUUCGGUUUGGCCAGCGGUUUGACCGGCGAUGAUAAUGCCAAGAAAAUCGCCGAAACGACAACAUCGAUUAUGGAGAUCAUACCGCUGCCGCUGGUCAAUGUGGAAUUGUAUUUAGCCGCCGAGAGCAACAAUAUUGCCCUGGGCCAUGGACUCUUCAUUGUACCGCUGGCCGUUAGCGUGAUUCUAACAUUUUUCAAAGGCGAAAGCGGUGAUGAGAGCGAAGGAGGCCCCCUUGACACGCUGAAGACUCUAACGAUUUUGGGUAACAUCACCUCGCUGGCAUAUCUGGCGAUCAAUGAGAGCAGCUGGAACCUGGGCGGCAUGGCCAUCUUGGCCUUUAUGGCCAAAUUUGGUGCCAAAUUCUUUGAGGAACAGAUAAGCGAAGGCAGCGGUGAACCGGUGAACUACUUAAGUUGGUCGGGCUUCUACUUCCUCACUGCCAUGGCCGUCUCUGGUGAAAAGUAGACCUAAUAUCGACCAGAUUGUAGAGAUAUUCGGGCUCGGGAAUUCCUAGCCAAUCAGCUGAGUCAGCAGUAGUUGCCCAUCCACUUUUCCCAAAAGAACUUUUCACCUUUUCCAACUUUCUGGACCACCAACACAUUCGACCUUGGACGAGCAAGGUGAUGAAUAAAUUAUUAUUGGACUGAUGCUGCGGUGACUCGUUAAUAUUUCAAACAUUUUGGCUUUAAUAUUUAAGAAAUAUAAAUUAAUUUGGAAACUGG
Messenger RNA from Drosophila melanogaster (fruit fly), 1155 nucleotides. RefSeq lists its product as uncharacterized. The coding region runs from base 296 to 898 and encodes 200 amino acids. NCBI's taxonomy places the organism in Eukaryota, Metazoa, Arthropoda, Insecta, Diptera, Drosophilidae. The transcript has 2 exons. The record is from RefSeq and is marked reviewed.